CAACUCUCUUUAAUAAGCAAUCGAUUAUAUCAGCACCUGCAAUUCAAGAAUUUUUGGUUGAAGUAGUCCAACAAAUGUCAGAAUACAGGCAACUGAUGCUAAAUCUUAUUGAAUGUUCUAAAAAUAAUUCGAAUAUUCAAAUUGCAUCUGCCAAUGCCAUUACAAUUCUAUUACGUGCCAAAAUACAGCUUCCAAAAAAUUUAGAUAGUGUUCGUAUUCAAGGAGCGGAUUUGAGCAAUGGGGUUUUUAAAAAUUCACAAUUUGUAAAAGCUGACUUAAAUAAU
Molecule: messenger RNA, 284 nt
Organism: Dentiscutata heterogama
Lineage: Eukaryota; Fungi; Glomeromycota; Glomeromycetes; Diversisporales; Gigasporaceae
Source: the annotation of a GenBank genome assembly